This is a messenger RNA of Neopelma chrysocephalum (saffron-crested tyrant-manakin), 1880 nucleotides long. RefSeq names its product WD repeat and SOCS box containing 1 (gene WSB1). Bases 65 to 1330 code for a protein of 421 amino acids. The transcript has 9 exons. The record is from RefSeq and is a predicted model, not a curated record. Gene Ontology annotation, biological process: intracellular signal transduction. NCBI's taxonomy places the organism in Eukaryota, Metazoa, Chordata, Aves, Passeriformes, Pipridae. Gene Ontology annotation, molecular function: protein binding.
GCCAUCUUCGCCGCCGCCGAUCCGCCGGUCCCGCCGCAGCCGCCGCCCCGCAGGCCGCCCGUCCAUGGCCAGCUUUCCCCCGACUGUCAACGAGAAGCUCAUCGCACGGUCCCGCACGGUAGGAGAGCUCCUGGCCCCCACGUCUCCCUUCGACAAGAAGUGUGGGCGGGAGAACUGGACGGUCGCGUUCGCUCCCGAUGGCUCGUACCUGGCGUGGUCGCAGGGACACCGCAUAGUGAAGCUGGUCCCCUGGGCACAGUGCCUCAGUAACUUUUUGCUGCACGGCACAAAGAAUGGUGCAAACCCUGCCAGCUCCAGGCUCCCGAGGCAGAGCAGUGAGAGUGGGCAGAAGAACAGGCCCUGUGAGCACAUCCUGGACUGCGGGGACAUCGUGUGGAGCUUGGCCUUCGGCUCCUCGGUGCCGGAGAAGCGGAGCCGCUGCGUCAACAUCGAGUGGCACCGCUUCAAGUUCGGGCAGGACCAGCUGCUCCUGGCCACGGGCCUCAGCAACGGCCGCAUCAAGAUCUGGGAUGUCUACACAGGAAAACUCCUCCUGAACCUGAUGGACCACACGGAAGUUGUCAGAGAUUUAACCUUUGCCCCUGAUGGCAGCCUGAUUUUAGUGUCUGCAUCCAGAGACAAAACCCUGCGGGUGUGGGACCUCAAAGAUGAUGGAAAUAUGAUGAAGGUGUUGAGAGGCCAUCAGAACUGGGUGUAUGGCUGUGCAUUCUCACCAGACUCCUCCAUCCUCUGCUCUGUUGGAGCCAGUAAGGCAGUUUUCCUCUGGGAUAUGGAUAAAUACUCCAUGUUACGGAAACUUGAAGGACAUCACAAUGAUGUUGUAGCUUGUGAGUUCUCUCCUGAUGGAGCAUUACUGGCUACUGCAUCUUAUGAUACUCGAGUCUAUGUCUGGGACCCACAUAUUGGAGUUAUUCUCAUGGAAUUUGGGCACCUGUUCCCUGCUCCCACCCCGAUCUUCGCGGGCGGUGCCAACGAUCGCUGGGUGCGCUCGGUGUCCUUCAGCCACGACGGGCUGCACGUGGCCAGCCUGGCCGACGACAAGAUGGUGAGGUUCUGGAGAAUUGAUGAAGAAUACCCUGUACAAGUUGCACCUCUGAACAAUGGGCUCUGCUGUACUUUCUCCACUGAUGGCAGUGUUCUCGCUGCAGGGACCCAGGAUGGCAGCCUGCACUUCUGGGCGGCGCCCCGGCAGGUGCCCAGCCUGCAGCACCUGUGCCGCGUGGGCAUCCGCAGGGUCCUGCCCACCAGCCACGUCAGGAGCCUCCCCAUCCCAGCCAAGCUCGUGGAGUUCCUUUGCUACCAGGUUUGAUUUUUUUGGAAAAGAAGAAAAAAAAAAAAAACCCCACCAGUUGCAGCUGGCAGGUGGCCCAGCUGCUGAAACUGGCCACAAACACUUCACAGAAUCCUCAAACUGUACAGCCUUUAAGCUUAAAACUCUACAGGUUUUCAAGAGCUAUUUAAAGUGAUAACCUAAAUACUAUUUUAUCAAAAUGCCUGACAGGUAAUUUUUUUUACUAUUUAUAGAAAACACAGUAGAAGUAUUCCUGGUGUUCUCAAUUUUCUAAAAUAUAACUGUGAAAACAUGUACAUAUAUAGACAUAAGCUGCUACAUGUUAUCAUUGUACCUUUAAAAGUUGCUUCUCUGAUGUUUCAUGUGUCUCAUGUAUAUAUUGCUUUGGUAGAGCCAUGAUGCAUCUGUGCUGUAAGUGGAAGGAAAACUGUUAUUCUGGGACAUCGAGGUAGGAAAACUAUUGACUUACAGAGCAGUUAAGCUUCCUUUUGUGCAUUGGUUGGGGUUCAGGAAGCUGAGCCCCAGGUCAGACUUUGUGCUAGUUUCUUUGUGAGGAGGUACAGCUUGG